CUCUCUCUCUCUCUCUCUCUCUCUCUCCCUCCUGUCUGUGUGUCUCUCUCUCUCUCCUGUCUGCUGUCUCUCUCUCUCUCUCUCUCUCUCUCUCUCUCUCUCUCUCUCUCUCUCUCUGUGUGUGCGUCUCUCUCUCUCUCUCCCUCUCUGUCUGUGUGCGUCUCUCUCUCUCUCUCCCUGUGUGUAUGUGUGUGUUUGUGUGUGUGCGUCUCUCUCUCUUUCCCUCCCUCUAUGUGUGUGUGCGUCUCUCUCUCUCUCUCUCUCUCUCUGUGUGUGUGUGUGUGUGUGUGCGCGCGCGUGUGUGUGUGUGUGUAUAAAUGGCCGCGCAGCUCUCUCUCUCCUCUGCAUGUGUGAAUUUCUCCAGCGAUGUGGCGCUUCGGUGCAGAGCAGCAACACGCCGCCUCCUUUUUUUAAUUCCUCCAUCCAUCCAUCUCUCCAUCCUUCUUUUUACUUUCUUUCUUUAUUUCUUUCUUUUCCUUUCUUUCUUUUCCCCCUCCCCUGCUAGCGCUGUCUUUUUGAUGUCCCCUUUUGUGUUCAAUAAACACUCCAUUUGAAUCAUUUUGAGCCUUGGUUAUUCUUAUUAUUAUUAAUUAUUUAUUUAUUUCCUGCUGCCGAGUUGCAGAUAAAGAGAAAACGGAUUCGUGGUUGUGGUCAGUGUAGCUCGAGCUCGGGGGCUUUAUAUUACUGGCUUUAAAUUUCGCUCUGGACGUCGCCUAACUUUGCCUAUAGACACGACGGCAUCUCCAAACUAACAUGGCAGUCAGGCUGUGUGAUGUGGCUUCUCUGCUUAGAAGUGGCUCGUGGGCGGCUGAGCCAUGGACCGGGCAGGUGAUUGCUGCCAUGGAAACGCAGCUCUCAAACGGACCGACAUGCAACAACACGAGCAACGGUCCGAACCAGAUGAACAGCUGCUCUUCACCGGUAGAGUCGAGUGGGAUGGAGGACAGCAAGACGAACUUGAUAGUCAACUACCUGCCCCAGAACAUGACCCAGGAGGAGCUCAAGAGCCUCUUCGGCAGCAUUGGAGAGAUCGAGUCCUGUAAACUCGUACGAGACAAAAUCACAGGGCAGAGCCUCGGGUACGGCUUUGUGAACUACGUGGAUCCAAAAGACGCAGAAAAAGCCAUCAACACACUCAACGGGCUGCGACUGCAAACUAAAACCAUUAAGGUGUCCUACGCCCGUCCAAGUUCGGCCUCCAUCAGAGACGCCAACCUGUAUGUGAGCGGUUUGCCCAAGACCAUGACGCAGAAGGAGCUCGAGCAGCUUUUCUCUCAGUACGGACGCAUCAUCACUUCCCGGAUCCUCGUCGAUCAGGUCACAGGUGUGUCUCGGGGUGUGGGUUUUAUCCGUUUCGAUCGGCGUGUGGAGGCUGAGGAGGCCAUUAAGGGGCUGAAUGGGCAGAAGCCUCCUGGAGCUACCGAGCCCAUUACGGUGAAGUUUGCCAACAACCCGAGUCAGAAGACCAGCCAGGCGCUGCUCUCUCAGCUCUACCAGUCUCCAAACAGGAGAUACCCAGGACCGCUUGCCCAGCAGGCUCAGAGAUUCAGACUGGACAACCUGCUGAACAUGGCUUACGGAGUGAAGAGUAGGUUUUCUCCCAUGGCCAUCGACGGCGUCACCAGUCUGGGCAUCAACAUCCCCGGUCACGCCGGCACAGGCUGGUGCAUCUUCGUCUACAAUCUGGCUCCGGACGCAGACGAGAGCAUCUUGUGGCAGAUGUUUGGGCCAUUUGGCGCCGUGACGAACGUGAAGGUGAUCCGUGACUUCAACACGAAUAAGUGCAAAGGCUUCGGCUUCGUCACCAUGACCAACUACGACGAGGCGGCCAUGGCCAUCGCCAGCCUGAACGGCUAUCGCCUCGGAGACCGCGUGCUGCAGGUCUCGUUCAAAACUAACAAAACACACAAAGCUUAACGCCAAGCAUUUCUCUCUGCUUGGGAGCAGGCUGUGAAACGUUCAACUUUCUCAGACAUGUUUGCUAAUCAGUGUUAUAAAGAAAAACUUAGGGGUUUUUUUUGGUUAGUUUUUUGAUUUUUUUUGCUGGUCUUUAAAAAAAAAAAGUGAUUAACAGCAUGCGUUGGGUGGCGACUGUGCCCUUUUUUGUUUUUGUUUUUUUUUUGGUGUCCAUUUGUUUUUCCUCUCCUUUUCUUUAAUUUUCUUAUUUUGAGUCAUUUUCGAUGUGUAUAAUAUUCGAAAAGAGAAAAAAAAUCUUUAGUAAUCUUUCCAUGUUUAGUUUCUCAUAUUGAGUUCAUUGGCUGCAUAAAUGUUACUGUUAAAUUGAGGAAACAAACAAACAAAAAAAGACAAAAAAAAUUCUUAAAGCGGUACCUUGCCAAAGAGCUACAAACCUCUUUGAAGUGGGUUUAAAAAGUGUCUAUUUUUAUAAAAAGAGAAAAUUUGGAGAAACUUUUUACUGGACAUGGAGCAAAAUAUUUUGACUUUGAGAAACUAUCUUCAUACGACACCCUGUGACAUUUUCACACUUUACCAGACAGUUUGCAGAGUUAGAAAUUUCUGGACCGAUUUAUUGACCACAAAGAUCGUCUUUUGAGGUCUUUGUGUUCCACCGCUUGCGCUUGGAUUCGAUAUUUUUGAGACGCAGGCCGCCAAAAACGAAGGUUUUAUUACAAACACACACACAAACUCACACACGUGUGCAUGCAGGAUGAUGGAGGGAAUCUGUAGGUCGUGAGCAAUUUGGGUGAAUCGGUUCUUCCUCAAAAGUUUCCUUCUAUAAAGAAAUGGGCUGUGGGGGUCGUCAGUGCCGUGUUUAGUAUCUUGGUAAACACUUUGUCUUUCUAAACACUGGUAAAGGUUUUAGCUGCUCGGAAUGAAGGCGAGAACGGGCCGACGAUGCCUGCAAACAGAACAAUAUCGACUGAGAAUGAAGUGUUUGAAGGGAGAAGAUCUCCUGAGUUAAUACCUUACUGUAAAUAGAAGUACUUUACGUUGAGUAAUAUAUGUACCCUUAUUUUUUUUCCCCCCCAAACAAGUGUUUAAUUUUUUUCUGUGUACGUACAGUAAUUAUUUACCUUUUUUUAGUAAAUAAUUUGGAUUUGCUGACGAGUCGUUUAGUUGAGACACUUUGUUUGAUGCUUUAUUCCUGUAUCAGAUUUGUUGGUGGUUUUGUCCGUAGAUAGUCUCGCUUCUGCAAAAUUCUAGGCUUUCUUUUGUUUUUCUCCUCUCUUUUUCCUUUCUAUAUAUUAUAAGCAUUAAAUAUUUGUGGUUAAAUAUUGACAAGCCACAGUUUUGAGCGAAUACUUAUUUGAUUUAGUUUUUCGUAUCCACGUUACACAUAAUAUGUAAUAUAACCCGUUUUAAACUGAAAAAUAAAAAGUGUAUAUUGCUUAAUAUUCACAAGGGGAGCCUGACAAGGCUUUUUUUCUACAACCGUAGCAACACAAUGGUGUGUUUUAUUCUCCACUUAAUGAAGGAAAGAGCCUCAGGCUCCCCGGAUGUGUGGCAGUGUGCUAUGCAUUAUAUUUUUCUUUCUUUCUCUUUUUGGGCGUUAAUUUGUUUGUUUAUUUUCAUCGAUGAACUGUGGCUUUGUGCUGCUCGGGGACACGGAGAGCUUUUUGUACCAUGUGAGGUUUAUUUUUAUUUUUGUUUCCCCCUUUUUCUUUCUUUAAAAAAAAAAAAAAGGCAAACGAAGCUCUAAAAGGCAGCAGGGACCAAUCAGCUGCUCAAGGUUUACACCCGGCUGAACGUGAGCUCUGAUCCUGUCUGUGGCGCCAAAAGCCUCCGUGUCUCGUCUGUAGUCUCAGUUCUGUAGUGUGCGCAUUAUUUAUUUCAAGUUGUACAGUAUAAACCUUAUUCACAGCUAAGUUUGGAAUUUUUGGGGUAUAUAAUAUCUUUUUGUUGAGUAUUUAA
Messenger RNA from Tachysurus vachellii, 3873 nucleotides. It is a transcript of the gene elavl2, whose product is annotated as ELAV like neuron-specific RNA binding protein 2. The coding region runs from base 754 to 1917 and encodes 387 amino acids. Gene Ontology annotation, cellular component: ribonucleoprotein complex. Gene Ontology annotation, molecular function: RNA binding. The transcript is spliced from 8 exons. The record is from RefSeq and is a predicted model, not a curated record. NCBI's taxonomy places the organism in Eukaryota, Metazoa, Chordata, Actinopteri, Siluriformes, Bagridae.